Dentiscutata erythropus is the source of this 217-nucleotide messenger RNA. The record is from the annotation of a GenBank genome assembly. NCBI's taxonomy places the organism in Eukaryota, Fungi, Glomeromycota, Glomeromycetes, Diversisporales, Gigasporaceae.
UCAAUAACCCCUUCCGAUUCUACCUCUACUUCAUCUUCCUUUAAUACUUCUUAUAAUAACUCUCAAACACAACCAAAUACUUCUUCUUUUAACAACAAUGCUAUAUCAACUUCUCAAACUAUCAAAAUUUGUACACUCAAUACUAAUGGCCUCUCAACUAACUCUAAACAAUUACUUAUAUAUAACUAUAUUAUAGAAAAUAACAUUGAUAUUUUUG